This is a messenger RNA of Morone saxatilis (striped sea-bass), 1320 nucleotides long. Its product is annotated as pyroglutamylated RF-amide peptide receptor. The transcript has 6 exons. Gene Ontology annotation, biological process: G protein-coupled receptor signaling pathway. Gene Ontology annotation, cellular component: membrane. Gene Ontology annotation, molecular function: peptide binding; neuropeptide Y receptor activity. Lineage: Eukaryota; Metazoa; Chordata; Actinopteri; Moronidae. The coding region runs from base 1 to 1320 and encodes 439 amino acids. The record is from RefSeq and is a predicted model, not a curated record.
AUGGCGGCAGCAUCGACAGAUGCGGGGCAAGGGUCCACCAAAAUAACUCCUGAAGUGCUGCAGGAGAUGCUCCAGUACUACAACCUGAGCCGCCAGGAGUUUAUCAACACUUACAACAUCCAGCCGCUCGUCUACAUCCCCGAGUUGCCGUACAGUGCCAAGACCACCUUCGUGAUCAUGUAUAUGGUUAUUUUCGUCAUGGCUCUGGCUGGGAAUAGUUUGGUCAUCUAUAUAAUUGUGAAGAAACGGGCGAUACAGACGGCGACAGAUAUUUUUAUUUGCUCUCUGGCGGUCAGCGACCUGCUCAUCACUUUCUUCUGCAUACCUUUCACUUUGCUGCAGAACAUCUCCUCACAAUGGUUCGGAGGAGUUCUGGUUUGCAAGACAGUUCCCUUUGUGCAGACUACAGCCAUAGUGACAGGCAUCCUCACGAUGACCUGCAUUGCCAUUGAGAGAUACCAGGGCAUUGUCUUCCCACUGAAAAUGAGGAGGCAGUACUCAUCCAAAAGAGCAUACAAGAUGCUAGGGCUGGUAUGGAUCGCCUCAGUGAUAGUGGGCUCACCAAUGUUGUUUGUGCAACAACUAGAGGUGAAGUACGACUUCUUGUAUGAUCACUACCACGUGUGCUGUCAGGAGAGAUGGCGCUCUCUGAGUCACAGGCAGGCAUACACCACCUUCAUCAUGGUGGCUCUUUUCCUGCUCCCUUUGGCAGCCAUGCUGUUUCUCUACACGCGCAUUGGCAUUGAGUUGUGGAUCCGGAAGAGGGUGGGCGACUCCUCAGUCCUCAACACCAUGAACCACAGGGAGAUCAACAAGAUCUCAAGGAAAAAGAAAAGAGCCGUUAAAAUGAUGAUAACCAUCGUUCUACUGUUCACCAUUUGCUGGGCCCCUUUCCACACAGUCCACAUGCUGUUUGAGUACUAUGACCUGGAGAAGAAAUUUGACGGAGUCACACUUAACAUGAUCAUCGCCAUUGUUCAGGCCAUCGGGUUCUUCAACAGCUUCAACAAUCCCAUCGUGUACGCUUUCAUGAACGAGAACUUCAAGAAGAGCUGCGUCUCUACCCUCUCCCACUGCAUCCGAAAGCCUAACCAGCAGCACUGCGCUGUGGUGGCUCCCAAACUGAGCUUGCAGUUCAUCAAACCCCAGAGUAGAGAAGCCUUCCUCGAAUCAGAUGAAGGCAACGGCUCGAAGCAGCACUUGGCGCAGAAUGGCCCCACAAGUUCCUCGCACGGAGAGAGCUCACUGGAAAUAAUAGGCGAAAAAAUUUCCACCAUCCAAACAGAACUCCCUGCGAACAGCUCCUCUCAAGUCAAAUGA